Cylindrotheca closterium is the source of this 672-nucleotide messenger RNA. The record is from the annotation of a GenBank genome assembly. Lineage: Eukaryota; Bacillariophyta; Bacillariophyceae; Bacillariales; Bacillariaceae.
AUGAUUUGCUGUCUUGAAUCUCCCUGCAACGAUGCUGAAUCAUCCUACUACGCCCAAGUGGCGACAGAUGAAAUAAAAAUGGUGGACAAAGACAGCCACAAAGAACAAAGGUUGUUGUAUCCUGGCAUGCGACGAACCCCCCAUGGACCACCACCGGAUCAUCCAAUCCUCAAUGAAAUGAUUGGCAACAACAAUCGUUUAAAUCAUAAUAUUCUUAACAAUGGUGCCCUCAACUACAACACCAACAAUGAUACUAAUGAAUUGAUGUCCGUGACGGUUCCUCCAGGAGUCUUGCCUGGACAAGAGAUCCAUGUUCGACGUCCCGAUGGAGCCAAUGGAUUGGUGGAAGUUGUGGUUCCUCCAGGAAUGAAGGAAGGUUCCGUCUUUUAUGUAAAGGCGCCGCCAGCAAUGGUUGAAGAACCAUCAUCAUCAUCCAAUCAUCAACAACAGCAGUCGCAACCACAAUCUCAACAGCAGCAGCAGCAGCAGCAGCAAUAUCAGCCACCAGUGACGACCACAAGUGAUGCGAAUGCUGCUUCCAACGCAAUGAUGGUCCCACAGUCCACUGCCACUGGUGCUCCAACUUCUCUUUCUAACCAGGGUGAUUUUGCCAAUUGCCUAGACAACAGCAAUACUGAGGACGAGAGCUCCAGUGCAAACAACAAUAAAUGA